Molecule: messenger RNA, 375 nt
Organism: Suncus etruscus (white-toothed pygmy shrew)
Lineage: Eukaryota; Metazoa; Chordata; Mammalia; Eulipotyphla; Soricidae
Product: 40S ribosomal protein S15-like
Exons: 3
Coding region: 1-375 (124 amino acids)
Biological process (GO): ribosomal small subunit assembly; translation
Cellular component (GO): ribosome; cytosolic small ribosomal subunit
Molecular function (GO): RNA binding; structural constituent of ribosome
Source: RefSeq, a predicted model, not a curated record
AUGGCGGAAGUGGAGCAGAAGAAGAAAAGGACCUUCCGCAAGUUCACGUACUGCGGCGGCGUGGACCUAGAUCAGCUGCUGGAUAUGUCCUACCAGCAGCUGAUACAGCUGUACAUCGCCUGGCAGCGUCGGCGCCUAAACCGGGGCCUGCGUCGGAAGCAGCACUCCCUGCUCAAGCGCCUGCGCAAGGCCAAGAAGGAGAUGGUGGGCAGCAUGGUGGGCGUGUACAACGGCAAGGCCUUCAACCAGGUGGAGAUCAAGCCCGAGAUGAUCGGCCACUACCUGGGCGAGUUCUCCAUCACCUACAAGCCCGUCAAGCACGGCCGGCCGGGUUUCACCUCUUUCUGCUCUGGCCCCACCAGCUGCUUCCUGUAA